Zychaea mexicana is the source of this 2572-nucleotide messenger RNA. RefSeq names its product FAD-linked oxidoreductase-like protein. Lineage: Eukaryota; Fungi; Mucoromycota; Mucoromycetes; Mucorales; Lichtheimiaceae. The record is from RefSeq and is a predicted model, not a curated record. Gene Ontology annotation, molecular function: proline dehydrogenase activity; FAD binding. Bases 214 to 2196 code for a protein of 660 amino acids. The transcript is spliced from 3 exons. Gene Ontology annotation, cellular component: mitochondrion.
CGAAGAGUCUCCAAGGUUCAUCGUUCAUCGCCCGCACCGCCCGCGGAAUAUCUGCUGAACAUCAAUUUAUUUUUCAAGUCCUUUUUUUUUUCCGUUUAUAUAAAACCACCCCUCCAUCCCAAACCCUCCACGGCCUCUGACCCUCAUAGCGUGUUCUUCUCUUCUUCUUCUUCUUCUUCUUCUUCACAUCCAUCACUCCAGCAAGACAGUUUAAUGCUCCACCGUGCCAUUCCUCGCGCUACUCCUUCUCCAUUGCAUUGCUCUAUCCGCUGGUCGCCACCGCAACCUCAACCACUCUCAUCUCGAUUCCUCCGACUUCAUAAUCUUCCUUCUUCUUCCACACCCUUCCGUCGCUCCUAUGUCACCCCCUCCUCUUCACGGCCACAUCAACACCAACGGCCACACUUCAAGUCCAUCUCCGCCAGCGUUGCGCUUGCCUCUGCUGCCUCGCUGAUGUACUUUUACAACGCCCAGCGAGACAAGAAUGUCGUGCACGCCGAAUCAACCAUGCCUCUCUCGGCAUUCAGCGCGGCCUCGCCAUCCAAUGUUUUGGCUGAACUCAACGACGACGACAACCGAUCCUUCUUGCAGGCCAAGUCGACCGAAGAGCUCGUGCUCGCUACAUUUGUCUACAAACUGUGCACCUUGUCUUGGCUAGUCGAUGCCGCCCCGCAUCUCAUCCAUUUGGCCCACACCUUGGGCAUGGAGAAGGUUGCCUACUGGGUCGUCCGUAGUACCUUUUUCAAAAACUUUUGUGGCGGUGAGACCGCUGAAGAAUGCAUGAGCGUCAUGGACAAGCUCACGCGCUCUGGCAUCAACUCCAUUCUCGACUUGAGUGUUGAGGCUGAUGAAAACGUUACCCAGGAUGCAGCCAGCCUGGAGAAACUCUGCGACUUUAACAUGAAGAUGAUGAAGAUUGCCAUCGAAACUGCCGCUCGAGGCCAGCAACAGUUCACCCAAGGCUCUUUUUUUUCCUCGACCGUUCCUCUUGUAGCUGUCAAGGUCACUGCCUUGACGACGCCUGACCUGCUUUUGAAAUUGAACCAGGCCAUCGCUACCUUGGACAAGGCUUUCCACGAACACCAAGUCGAAGGCAAGGUCAGCGUCGACUCGCUCCGCACGAUUGCCGAUCAAGUUUUCCCUACUUCUGCUAACGACAAGGCCGAGCGCGAUGCCAUCUUCACCAAGCUUGCCAGCGAAAAGGCUUCGGUCGAUUUCAUCGAGUAUACCAAUCUGUUCAACACCAACAGCUCCUUCCGCGAUGUCUGGUACACCCAUGGCAAUCUCCUGAACAAGGACGAUCUGGUUACUUAUGACCGCAUGAUUGCUCGUAUCAACGAGAUCUGCACUCUUGCCAAGGACGUCAAGGCUGGCAUCAUGAUUGAUGCGGAGCAGACCUAUUUCCAAGAAGCCAUCGACCACGUUGCGAUCAACAUGGAGUCCAAGUACAACCGUCGUGACGAAGAGCGGGCACCCACUGUCUACAACACCUAUCAAAUGUAUACCAAGGCCUCGUUGCGCAAGGUUAAGAUUGAUGUUGAACGUGCUCAUCGUGAGAAUUUUGCUUUCGCCGCCAAACUUGUUCGGGGCGCCUACAUGGUCUCGGAGCGCAAGCGUGCCAUUGAAAUGGGUUACCCAUCCCCUAUCCACGACACUUUGGAAGAUACCCACGCUUCAUACAAUGGCGGUGUCCGUUUCUUGCUUUCGAAAUUGCACGAACACCAAGAAGAAACCGGCGAGCCUUUGACUGGAGCCACUGCCCCGAUCGUGUUUAUGGUCGCUUCGCACAACCGUGAAUCGGUUAUUCUGACCAUUGAAGAAAUGGAACGUCAAGGUGUCUUGCCUCGUUCGGGCGUUGUCCACUUUGGCCAAUUGUAUGGCAUGCAAGAUCAAAUCUCGUAUGCUCUCGGCAAGAACGGCUAUUCCAUCUACAAGUACUUGCCUUAUGGCUUGAUCCAGGAUGUCCUUCCUUAUCUUAUUCGUCGUGCUCAAGAGAACUCGUCUGUUCUCGGAAGCGUUACCAAGGAGCGCGAACUGAUCUUCCAAGAGAUCAAGGACCGUUUGGCCGGUAAGGCUGGUAAGCCUGUCAUUCAGUCAGCACCCACAGUCGUGGUUACCCAGGCUACCGCUGGUGGUGCUCCCGCUGCCGAGUCUUCACCAGCUACUGAGGCUCCUGCAGCUGCCGAAACGGCCUAAAGUUCUCCACUUAUUAUUCUCCACAUCCAACUUAUCCUAAUCCGCUCCCAACGUAAUUCCCCCUUCUUACCUCGCUCUCCUCUCCAUACUAUCUAAAACCCUCAUCCUAUUCUCUUCAUCAUCAUGUACAUUUUUGCUCGUUCUUCUGUAUUCCAUGUAUUUUUAUUGCAUAUUACGCACCCUCUUUUUCCUAUCCCACAACACACGCACACCUUCUGCUCCGUUCGUCAAACGAGCACUAUAAUUAUUACAGCACUUUUUAAGAUAGAAAAGUCUUCUCUCAAUUACUUACUUACACACUCACCCUCCACAAUCGCCCCUCAGGGCCGUGGCUAUACAUAAAACCUCAAAGUAAAUAAAUACUUUUAUAAGAACU